AUGCCGACGUUAGCAGCCAUAGACGUCUCGGUCUGCGACGACCAGAUAAGCCUCGUCUUCUCGCACCGCGCCCUCGCCGCCGCCUACGCCGCCUACCUCGAUGCCGAAGAUUCGCGGCCGCCUUAUGCGCAGGCUGUGGGGGGUUACCGACGACUUGCCGUGUAUCAUGCCGCGUCCAAAGAAGUCACGCUAGCCAUGCCCAGCUUCCUCACAUGGUUCAUCACCAUGCGGCAACCAGACGACGAGGACAGCGUGACGUUUACUUUCUCGGAUGCGGAUGAGGACCAAGCGAGGGCUUGGGCAGAGAGCGUGGUGCUCUUUGAGCCACCGGUACCGGGAACGGUAUAUGAUGAGGAGGACGGGGCCAAGCAGCUGCAUGUGAAGAGGUUGUGGAACAGGGAGAAGUUGUUGCAGAGGCUGGAGGAGUUGAAGAAGGUCAGAAGCAGGGUCACGACAGUGUGCUCUCUUAAGUCGACGAGGUCGUCGCCACGGUCGUCGCCAAAAGAGGGAUCCAAGGACGGUUUGCCGUGGUAUGAACGGCAAGAUUAUGGGUAUGGAUAUCGGUAUGCAGGGGUGGGGCAGACGAAGGAGCUGACGAUCCUGGCGCCGUUGCCGAAGCGAGUGGCACUGCCGCAACAGAUGACAACGACGGGGCUGUUUCAUGGGGAAUGGUGGUAA
Sordaria macrospora k-hell is the source of this 678-nucleotide messenger RNA. RefSeq lists its product as uncharacterized. Lineage: Eukaryota; Fungi; Ascomycota; Sordariomycetes; Sordariales; Sordariaceae. The record is from RefSeq and is a predicted model, not a curated record.